UCCGUCCGUCGCGGAGAAGUUGGACGAUGGUUCACAGUUGUUGCGUCGUGGGUUGUACGAAUCGCAAGCGCGGCGACAACAAGCGCCUGCACUUCUACCGCAUGCCGAAGCGGAAGAGCCCGGUGGAGAAACGGAGGCGCCAGGCGUGGAUCCGGGCCAUCGGCCGGGAGGACUGGAAGACCUGGUCGGACGAGAAAAUAUCCAACGCCAAGAUUUGCGGGGCACACUUCAUAUCCGGGCAGCGGUCGGACGAUCCAGAGCACCCAGACUGGAUCCCAAGUGUGUUUAAGCGCACAGCCGCGCGGAAAAAGUCUAUAGCCGAGCGGAAGGUAAAAGGGCAGGCGCGAUGCCGAGCCAUCCGUCAGGAGGUGCCCCUAGGAGAGGCUUCAGCGGAUCCUGAGAACCCCGAUUGCGGCCCCGCCGCCUUCAAGCAAACUGGUCUGAAUAAAGGCUGGGGGACAGAGUCGGACUCCGACAGAGAAACGGACAGCGUGCCCUACAGCUGCGUGGCCUACGGCUGUGGGAAGACGCAGCAGAACGGCGUGACCCUCUACAGGUUCCCCAAAGACCCGGUGGAGUUCCGCAAGUGGGAGAAGCAGGUCCAGCGCACCCGCAGCCAGUGGUCGGCCUCACCGGACUCCCACCUGUGCAGCGAGCACUUCGGCCGAGAGUACUUCGACGUGAAAUUCCCCUUGACCACCCUCAAGACUCUGGCCGCCACGGGGAAGCUGAAGCUGAACCCGGGGGCCGUUCCCACCGUCUUCAUCCGACCCCCCUGCUCCGCGGGCUGCGGGGAAUGCGAGCUGAACGCCCAACAGCUGGGAAUUGCCACGGAGGCGAGAGGGCACUGCGUUCCAGCGGCGCAUGACGAGCGGGCGCACACGCCUUUCUACGAUGCCGACGGCGAAGGCGAGGAACCGAGGGGUUACGAGGAGCGGGAAACGGCGCGGAGGUCCCGUAAGGAAGUCGCGGAAGACCGACCAGUGAAGUGCGAGAUGUGUGGGACCGCCGGCGCCAGCGGCUCCUUCUUCUCCAAAACCAAGCGUUUCUGCAGCACGUCCUGCUCGCGCUCCUACUCCUCCAACUCCAAGAAGUCCUCCAUCCUGGCGCGUCUGCAGGUGAGAGGAGCCUGGCCCGGGAAGCUGUCUCGAAAAUGGAAGAAAGGAUUAACGAUUGAAAAUAAAACUGCACUGAAAAAAAAUUAA
Lampris incognitus (smalleye Pacific opah) is the source of this 1205-nucleotide messenger RNA. It is a transcript of the gene l3mbtl2, whose product is annotated as L3MBTL histone methyl-lysine binding protein 2. Gene Ontology annotation, molecular function: zinc ion binding; sequence-specific DNA binding. The transcript is spliced from 6 exons. NCBI's taxonomy places the organism in Eukaryota, Metazoa, Chordata, Actinopteri, Lampriformes, Lampridae. The coding region runs from base 27 to 1205 and encodes 392 amino acids. The record is from RefSeq and is a predicted model, not a curated record. Gene Ontology annotation, cellular component: nucleus.